CUCCUCGAGGUGGAUUAUCCGCGAGCCGUGAAAUGAAGUUUAUCUGCGUGCUGCCAGUCGCGCUGCUACUGGUGGGAUCCGUCGUCUCCCACCAGUACAACCUGGGCUCCUGCCCGCCCGACGUGCCUUUCCAGAGUCACCUGGACAUCGACAAGUUCCUGGGAGUAUGGUACGUCAUCCAGAUGUCGUCUUCGGCCUCCGCGUGCCACAAGCUGAAUAUCACGCGCGACGGCGAAGAUCUGAGACUGGUCACCUAUUCGAGGUAUGGUCUGCUGCAGAAAGCCGUAGACCACACCUUCAUUGACACCGCCGCGCUCAGAAUGCCGGAUCCGACCGAGCCUGCCAAGAUGAAGAUCAAAUACUCGAUGUAUAUGUGGUGGGAGGAUUUCACGGUGAUCUCGACCGACUACGAUAACUUCGCAGCCGCAUUCUCUUGCGUGAAUGUGAUCCAUGUCGGAAACCGUCAGAACGGCAUGAUCCUCUCGCGGAAGCCGUACCUCGACCUCGCGACCGCGGACUCGCUUCGAAAGACGUUCGAGUUCUUCGGGGCGGAUAGAAGUUCUCUCAGUUUCAUCAAUCAGAAAGACUGCACGGGUCUUCUCAAGUCUAAAUCAGAGCACGACAGGAUAAUCUCUCUGGGCACGCUGAAUAUAAAUCGCGACCCUAAACACAAGUAGACCCCAAUCGACACCGCUUCAGAACCGCCUAGUCAGCACUAUGUGCGGUCGCAUCGCAGCCUUUUCCCUGAUAGACUUGUUCUCAGUUUGCACUCAAGCACAGCCCCCAUAGGUUCAAUUCACUGAUCGAUCAUCCCACUUCCCCGCCACUGCAAAGGUCUUAUCCAUGGUCUUUAUCGAACGAGCGCACUCAACCUAGGAGGAAAGGGAUGUACGUAGGAAUCAAGGAAUGCACACUCCGGCAGCUGCCCUCAGUACUUGGGGACAUAGGAGGCCGUUUUCACAUCGAGGGCAAUCGACAGAAGCAGAAGCAGCACAACCACCACUAAGGCACUUCGAGGCACGAAAGCACAGAGCAAUCUCUUUGAGAAUAUAAAGAAAAAAGCGAAAAAUCCCGUUCAAAACAGUGUCCCAUAGAAAGCGACUCGAUCAUGAGCAGCUUCGGACGAACUGUCGCACCAAAAGGCAGCACACGAAGCUUCGUUGGAUUCGACAACGAUAGCAGCCACAGUAGCAACAACAACCGCAACAAUAGCAUCAGCAAGAGCAGCAAUAAGGGCAAGCAGUAUACAUACCCACUAACAAACCUCAUCGCGUUACUGAGAUCAGAAAGUGAAUCGGCUGACGACGCACACCUCACUUUGCCAAAGGAAAACAUCAUCUCCACUCUACUCCAAUGCACAAGGACGGAAUCAAAACUGAGGAUUAAUGCACGAUCCCCAUAUUCGGAAGAUGAGACCGUCAGAGAUCCGGUGAAUAAGAACAGCGCUUAGAAUUCCGAUAUCCUACCUGGCGGAUCCAGGAAACGAAAUGAGAAUUUUUCGAGCAUUGACAUAAUUGAUUCCGAAGCACUCGGAGAGCUCUGCAAGGUUUUCUUUCGGUCUCCUUCGCUCAGGCGGACGUGUGUUCCUCCUCGGUUACUCUAUGUUUCUGUUUGUUUUCCUAGCUUUAUCACGAAGGUUUUGGAACGAUUCCUCGGAAUCUCGAAUUCACCGAGCUUCGAUUGCGCUCAGAAUUGAGUUCCGUGUGAAGAAUCUGCACAGUAUCCCCAUUCUAUCCUAUAGUACAUAACUAGGUUGCAACAACCCGAGCAUACAUAAAAGUUGCCUAAUGAAAAAAUAGGAUUUUUGCGAGGGAGAGGAUCGUAUGAUCCAUUGCGAGUUCCAGAGCUGUUUGGGUCAGGAUUAGCAAGCAGAUAAAUGAAUAAACUUACCCGAAGCACUAUGAGGAUGUGAAUAUACAGUGUGCCAUACACCGGAACGAGCAUCGUCUUUAUUUUCAACCUCGAGAGUCACGCAGACUCCUAGCUCCCCCAGUAAUGGGAGGAGAGUCCUGGAGCUAAGGAAGUACCUACUCCAUGAAUCCUUUAUCAUAUCGAUAUGAAUGACGUUCGAGUCUGGAUUUCCACUGUCAAUCACCUCAGAUCAACGUAGUGAGUCGCCCGGAAAUGGGCAGGCGGUAUCUUCGAGAAUAAAUUUGACGUCGCAGAAAAA
Messenger RNA from Galendromus occidentalis (western predatory mite), 2170 nucleotides. RefSeq names its product apolipoprotein D. The record is from RefSeq and is a predicted model, not a curated record. NCBI's taxonomy places the organism in Eukaryota, Metazoa, Arthropoda, Arachnida, Mesostigmata, Phytoseiidae. Gene Ontology annotation, biological process: lipid metabolic process; response to reactive oxygen species. The coding region runs from base 33 to 677 and encodes 214 amino acids. The transcript is spliced from 4 exons. Gene Ontology annotation, cellular component: cytoplasm.